AUGGCGAGUAAUGGUCCGCUGUCUUUUCAGUAUCCCCGUCUCACAAAAGAUAAUUAUGAGAAAUGGUGUCUACGUAUGAAAGCCAUUCUAGGCUCCCAGGAUGCGUGGGAAAUCGUAGAUAGAGGGUAUGCAAAAUCCGAUAAUGAGGAAGCUCUGCCUCAAAAUGAAAAAGAUGUCUUGGCUGUUGUGAAUCAAUUAAGAAGAUACGGGGAGGACAUAAAAGAUGUCCGUGUGGUACAAAAGAUCCUUCGCACUUUAACACCUAAAUUCGAUUUUGUGGUGUGUGCUAUUGAAGAGUCUAAAGAUUUAGACUCAAUGUUGGUGGAGCAAUUGGAGGGUUCUUUACAGGCCCACGAAGAAAAGAUCAAAAGGAGACAAGAAGUGCCAUUGGAGCAACUUCUUAAAACUCAGGCAUCCUUCAAGGAUUAUGGAGGUGAAAAAAGCUAUCGAGAGAAUGGACGAGGACGAGGCCGUGGCGGUCAUGGAAGAGGAAGAAGUAACGAAAAAGCUAACCUUGUUGACGACAAGAAAGAAGAAGUUGAGUCAACAUUGUUGAUGGCACUCAAGGAAGAAGACAGGGAUGAUUGCAGCUCGUGGCAUUUGGACAAUGGAGCAAGCAAUCAUAUGUGUGGGUGCAAAGAAAAGUUUGUGGAGAUCAAUAAAACGGUGAGAGGUCUCCAACAAGAAAUGUUAGAGAUCAAACUCCUCAAGAAACAUGGUGUGGAAGAAAGCCAAGUGUCAAGCACUUGA
Nicotiana attenuata is the source of this 750-nucleotide messenger RNA. RefSeq lists its product as uncharacterized. NCBI's taxonomy places the organism in Eukaryota, Viridiplantae, Streptophyta, Magnoliopsida, Solanales, Solanaceae. Bases 1 to 750 code for a protein of 249 amino acids. The transcript is spliced from 4 exons. The record is from RefSeq and is a predicted model, not a curated record.